AUGGGUGUCACGCUAAAAAUUGUUGCGUCCACUUGGGACAAAAUAGGAAACGAACUGAGUGCUCAUUUUACGGUUAACAAGGAACCCAAAACAGAGAAAAUUGUAUUACAAUACUGGAGCCUGCUGCGUGACAUCAUUGUAGCUAAAAAUACUGAGGAAAAUGCCAAAGAAAUUGUUUGCGCUGCCGAAACGCAUCUCGAGCAAGUUUCCCGUGAGUGUUCCAGGCCUGCCACCCGCUCGAAUUCCCUAUCCCAACUCUCAUCUCCCUCCUCUUUAGCUCCCGCCGCCAGUGCGGCGAUGCCUGAAACGAUUAACCCUUCCCUCGCCUCUAUGCUACAAACUGCUCUCAGAGACCUUUCCGGCAUCUCCCGCCUCUAUCCCUCCCUGGCUUCAGCUCCGCCCCAGCAACCCGACCGGACAGACGCUCUAGCCCCAAGGGAGAAAGCAGCUCUCUGCCAAGAUUCUUCCACUACAAAACCUCCACCUUACGCUGUCCCUGCCCCCCCAUGUCUUUCAUCUCUGCCUCUUCCUCCUUCCGCCCUAGACACUCAGCUCACCACAAUUACCUCCAUGAUCUCCCAACUAGCUCAUGAACCUUCCUCCACCCCCCUCUCAACAACCCCCACCGCUCCACACUUACCGCCCCCCCCGCCGCCCGCAGGCCCCCGCACCCGCGCGCGGGUGCGGCGUGAGCGCAAGGCGCAAGCGGCCGCGGAAGCCGCGGCUCAAGCUCAAGCAGAAGUGGCGAUGGAUUCGGGCUCUCAACACUCAGAUUCGGACGGAGAGGAAGCCCAACCCAGCAACAACAGACCUCCGGAGGGUGAGAUAAAUUUCCGUUACGAGGCUAUUAAUAAAAGGGACCUCAAUGAACUGCUUCAAGCAGUUAAGAAUUACGGUGCCCAAGCCUCCUAUACUAUAUCUUGUCUUGAAUCGCUGGGAAAUGGUGGUGCCCUUUUGCCCUAUGAAUGGAAACGUGUUGUCUCCAAUGCACUCCCGCGUAAGCAGUACUUGCUCUGGGAGACUGACUUUUAUAAAACCUGUCGAGAUCUAUCUCGGGGAGAUAAAACAUGUCGGCUUAUGCUCUCCGGCUCUCCCCCGUAUGACUCUGCACAGCAACAACGCUCAUUGCCCCUUGAUUAUUUAAUAAACACAGGUUUUGCCGCUAUGAAAGCGUGGCGAGCUUUGCCCAAGGAAGGCGAUGCAAACGCCCCGCUUGGCCAAAUCACACAGGGACCAGAUGAACCCUAUAAUGCAUUCAUCAGUCGCCUCCUAGAGGCCGUUGAGAGAAUUGCAGGCUCCUCUCCCUCUGAAAUGACAAAUACUCUAGUCAGACAGCUCGCUUAUGAGAAUGCCAAUGCUUCUUGCAAAGCCCUCUUAAAGGGACGCAUGGCUAACAAAACCAUACAUGAUAUGAUCGACCUUUGUCGUGAUGUUGAUCCCUUUGCCCACCGAGUUGCCCAUGCUAUGGCUGUCAUACAAAACCAAUCCUCAGGCAAAGUCUGUUAUUCGUGUGGACAACCUGGACAUUUUGCCUCUCAAUGCCCUCAGCGCUUAGCCCCUGUCAUGCAGACAGGUACAGCUACACCCCGUCCUCCAUUUUGUCCACGCUGCCGCCGUGGCCGCCAUUGGGUGGCGGAGUGCCAUGCCGUUAAAGACAUAGAUGGCAAUCCCCUGCAGCCUAACCACCGCCUUUCGGGUCAGGGAAAAUCCACCAGGGGCCAGCUCCGGGCCCCGAGCCGUCAAUUUCAACGCUUUGUUCCGGCUUCGGAGCCCAGCCAGCCGGUCCAACCCACCCCAGAUCCCCAGGCAUAUUACCAGCAGCAACAGCAGCCUUGCCAGCAUCAGCCACUAGUCCCCCCCUCAAUGCUCCCACCUCAGCAGCCUCCCUUAUCAGGGCAACCCCGGGGAGCGCAGGACUGGACCUGUACCCCGCCUCCCCACACGUAUUAA
Molecule: messenger RNA, 1950 nt
Organism: Suncus etruscus (white-toothed pygmy shrew)
Lineage: Eukaryota; Metazoa; Chordata; Mammalia; Eulipotyphla; Soricidae
Product: endogenous retrovirus group K member 5 Gag polyprotein-like
Exons: 3
Coding region: 1-1950 (649 amino acids)
Biological process (GO): viral process
Molecular function (GO): nucleic acid binding; zinc ion binding
Source: RefSeq, a predicted model, not a curated record